This is a messenger RNA of Hibiscus syriacus, 1436 nucleotides long. RefSeq lists its product as uncharacterized. The record is from RefSeq and is a predicted model, not a curated record. The coding region runs from base 2 to 850 and encodes 282 amino acids. Lineage: Eukaryota; Viridiplantae; Streptophyta; Magnoliopsida; Malvales; Malvaceae. The transcript is spliced from 8 exons.
AAUGUCUCUACUUGUUUGCUCACCUCAACCAUCUUUUCCUCAUCAAUUUACAAGUGAUAAAAUGGAGUCGCUUGCAGUUUUUCGCGAUGAAGACUCAUUUAACAGAAUGUUCUCAUAUGAAGAAGGUCAGCUUAAUUUCAUGCAGCAAAUUUUUCAUCAGUUUUCCUUUUCUCCGAUGCACGAUGAGUGGUCGAGCUUGGUAAAUCCGUCGACAUUUUGUCCUAAUCCUGAAGCCAAUAUGGGCGUUGCUGGGGUCAAUGAGAGUUUGUUCUGUUCUUCCAACGCUCUUGAUUCUAAUUUCCACUACCAAUCUCAGGAAAGUAGUUGGAGUAGCAAUUCAAGUAGUAGUGUCUUUGUUCCCCAGCUAAAUUAUGAAACCGAUUUCCUUGGUGAUUCUAAUCAUAUUGCUGUAACAAAUGGUAUCACCAUGUCCUUGGAUAUUUCAACGGACAUUGACGGGGUAAAUGAUAAAAUUACCGAUUCGUUUCCCCCUGCAUUCACCAACAUUGCAAUGGGAGACGCUGUUAAUGUCAUUGAAGACUUGAGCACUGAUAAUGCUAACGAAUUGCUUCUCAAGAGGAAGUUCGAUGUGCUGGAACUGCAUGAUGAAGGGUAUAAAAUCAAUACCGAAUCAUCUCAGACCACAAAGAAAAGAGCUCGGCUUCCAAAAGAUUCGAAUAAGAACCGGAAGAACAAUGUAAACGGCAAUGAAGAGAGCAACAUUGGAGGGGACGGACAGAGUUCUAGCACCUCUAGUUCAGAUGAUGACAAUGUUUCUCAAGCUCUUAACUUAAAUGGAAAGAGAAGAACCAGCAGAGGAAAAGAAGAGAAAGGAUUAAUGAGAGAUUGAGACUUUUACAGAGCCUUGUCCCAAACGGAACUAAGGUUGAUAUCAGCACGAUGCUUGAAGAUGCCAUUCAUUAUAAAAGAAGAGAAAGGAUUAAUGAGAGAUUGAGACUUUUACAGAGCCUUGUCCCAAACGGAACUAAGGUUGAUAUCAGCACGAUGCUUGAAGAUGCCAUUCAUUAUGUGAAGUUCUUGCUAUAUCUCGAUUCCAUUGGCAGAAGCCGAAAUAUCUAAAUCUUUUUUUGUUUGGUCAUUUCAGAAAAGAAGAGAGGAUUAAUGAGAGAUUGAGACUUUUACAGAGCCUUGUCCCAAACGGAACUAAGGUUGAUAUCAGCACGAUGCUUGAAGAUGCCAUUCAUUAUGUGAAGUUCUUGCAGCUCCAAAUUAAGCUCUUAAAACUCUGAUGAACUGUGGAUGUAUGCUCCCAUUGCUUACAAUGGCGUCGAUAUCAGUCUCAACAAGAAAAUCUGAACUCUUUUAUGAACAGCUUUGAUGAACUGUGGAUGUAUGCUCUCAUUGCUUACCAUGGUUGCAGUUUUAGUUAACUAUCAACAAAUUUCUAAAAGCAAAAUAAAUUAAUAUUAUAUAUA